Fraxinus pennsylvanica is the source of this 1593-nucleotide messenger RNA. The record is from the annotation of a GenBank genome assembly. Lineage: Eukaryota; Viridiplantae; Streptophyta; Magnoliopsida; Lamiales; Oleaceae.
AUGGACGCCACUCUACUCCUCCACCGACCCGCCGUUGCCGCCACCUCCCCCAAGCCUAAGCCCAAACGUCCUUGCUGCUCCCCCGAGCCUAGACCCAUACCAAUCCCGAACCAAAAUCCCGUCGAUAUGCUUCUGGAAUCAUGUUUAGCUCUCUUAGAUUCAUCUACUGUCAACCUGGACCUUGCGUUUGACCGCAUACUCGAUUCCAGUGCUUGCGAUUCCGACAAAAAUUAUAUGAUCGAACGCGCACUCCGACUCGGUUCCGCACUCACCGAGGCUGCCAUGAGAUCCACCAGAAAGCGCGCUUCCAUGCAUAACUCCGUCGCUUGGGCCCUCUCUCCCGAUCUCACUAUCAAAGUUUUUUCUUUGCUUGAUACACAAAGUGUAUGUCAUGCUGCAGCUGCAUGUUCCUUUUUCCGUAAGUGUGCUGCAGACCCUUUAUGCUAUUCCAAUAUUGAUUUGACGACGGUAGUCCCAAAGGUCAACAAUAUGGUCGUUUCAACAAUGAUUCAACGUGCUGGAAAAGUUUUACGGUCUCUUAAGCUCGGGGUUGUUCCCAGCCCCCCUAAUUCAUCAGUGGGUACUUCUCAAGCACUUGUUUAUUCCAUGAGGAAUACGACUGAUGCAUCAGGAUUUUCGUGGAAUGAUAAGAGGUCUAGACAGGGUAAAGAGUCAUUUAUUCUUUCAAGGUCGUGCUUGGCACCGUUGAUUGUUGAUGGUGGUGCUCCAGGGGCUCUUUUGAGAAGGUUACAUCUUUACAAUAUUGAAAGAAUGGACAACACGGCAUUUGGUGUAGCAUUAUCUGCUUGCCCCUCUCUGCUUGAUCUUGAAAUUGUUGGCCUUCAUGUGGAACUGAGGCAGACGUUGGAGUCGGUGAGCAGACAUUGUCAUCUGAUAGAGCGUCUGUUUUUUGAAUCAUCCAAAACAGGUAGAGAUGAUAGUUUGAAAUUGCCAACAUGCAAUGAUCUUGUGAACAAUUGUCCACAUCUAACUUCAUUGGCACUCAGAGGAUUCAAAUUGCAUGACUUUAAAGCACGUGUACUUGUCAAGGGAUUCCGCAAAUUGAAGCAUGCUGACUUUUCAACUUCCUACUCUAUCACUGGUGACUUUCUUAGGAAUCUUGGUGGCAAUGCUGGUGGAUGCUCACUGGAGGCGUUGAUUUUACGAGAUUGCAUGCAUUUGAGGGAAAUGGAGGUUUCACGGUUGUUGUCGGCUAUUCUUGCAGGACGCUUCAAGCACCUUAUACAUCUUGACAUAUCCAAUCGGGAGGGCUUAGCAUCUGAUGGCGAUUGGUAUCGUCGAACUUUCACCACAGGUUUCAUGUCAUUAGAGCAAGUAUUGGAAGAGAGGCCUAAUCUGAAAAUAGUGGCAGAUUUCCCUGCAGAAGGAAGUUUCCUUGAAGAACAGACAACCAGCAGUGACAUGAAUAGUGAUAUCAAUUCACUUUCGUUGUUGAGUAGCCAUACAUCUGAUGGAUUGUUUACAAGUUCAUCGGAUAGCAGUUACAACAGUGAUCAAGAGACAGUCAAACACGAAGAUUGGCUAAGCAUGGCCACCCAAUAUUCUUGGAACAUAUGUUGCAGUAUAUGGUAG